This is a messenger RNA of Sus scrofa (pig), 1267 nucleotides long. NCBI's taxonomy places the organism in Eukaryota, Metazoa, Chordata, Mammalia, Artiodactyla, Suidae. The record is from RefSeq and is a predicted model, not a curated record.
GCUCUGUCCGCGCGCGGGGAGCGCAGCUUGGCGCCCCGCCGUAGCGCUCAUGAUCAGCGGUUUUCCGAAGCCCUGACUCCUCAGGGUGUAGCAUCUGGCCGCGAUGAACGCGAGCGCAUCUUCGCUCAACGACUCCCAGGUGGUGGCAGUUGCGGCCGAGGGUGUGGCGGCAGUGGCCACAGCGGCAAGAGCGCCGGACGUGGGUGAAUGGGGGCCCCCUGCAGCAGCAGCAGCAGCGCUGGGAGCCGGCGGCGCGGCUAACGCAUCGCUGGAGUUGUCUUCGCAGCUGCCAGCCGGGCCGCCGGGGCUGCUGCUGUCCGCGGUGAAUCCAUGGGACGUACUGCUCUGCGUGUCUGGGACAGUGAUCGCGGGCGAAAAUGCGCUGGUAGUGGCGCUCAUAGCGUCCACACCCGCGCUACGCACGCCCAUGUUCGUGCUGGUUGGCAGCCUGGCCACUGCUGACCUGCUGGCGGGCUGUGGUCUCAUCCUGCACUUCGUGUUCCAGUACGUGGUGCCCUCAGAGACUGUAAGCCUGCUCACUGUGGGCUUCCUCGUGGCUUCCUUCGCUGCCUCGGUCAGCAGCCUGCUGGCCAUCACAGUGGACCGCUACUUGUCCCUCUACAACGCGCUCACCUAUUACUCGCGACGGACCCUGUUGGGUGUGCAUUUCCUGCUCGCCGCCACCUGGACGGUGUCCCUGGGCCUCGGGCUGCUGCCGGUGCUCGGCUGGAACUGCCUGGCAGAGCGUGCAGCCUGCAGCGUGGUGCACCCACUGACUCGCAGCCACGUGGCGCUGCUUUCUGCCACCUUCUUUGCCGUCUUUGGCAUCAUGCUGCACCUGUAUGUGCGCAUCUGCCAGGUGGUCUGGCGUCAUGCACACCAGAUCGCGCUGCAGCAGCACUGCCUGGCACCACCCCACCUUGCCGCCACCAGAAAGGGUGUGGGUACGCUGGCCGUGGUGCUGGGCACUUUCGGUGCCAGCUGGCUGCCCUUUGCCAUCUACUGCGUGGUAGGUAGCCACGAGGACCCGGCUGUCUACACCUACGCCACCCUGCUGCCCGCCACCUACAACUCCAUGAUCAAUCCCAUCAUCUAUGCCUUCCGCAACCAGGAGAUCCAACGUGCCUUGUGGCUCCUGUUUUGUGGCUGUUUUCAGUCCAAAGUGCCCUUCCGCUGGUCCCCAGUGAGGUCUGAAGGCUCCCCAUCCUACCAACACCCCACCCCCAACAAGCCAGCCUUUGAUGAACUUUUCUGUGCCUGCUGGUGA